Messenger RNA from Hydatigera taeniaeformis, 675 nucleotides. Lineage: Eukaryota; Metazoa; Platyhelminthes; Cestoda; Cyclophyllidea; Taeniidae. The record is from the annotation of a GenBank genome assembly.
AUGACUCUCUCCAUCGUGGAGGCCAAUGAUCUAGUCUUCCAGGUGGACAAAUCCUCCAGUCCUGCAUGCUACUUCCAGUUGGAGUGCACUGGCAAGACGGCUCAGGGUGUGGAGAAAGUGCGUGUACCUAUCCGUUCUGCACAAGGUCCUCCUGGACCCAAAGGUGACAGGGGUCCACGGGGGCUUCAAGGUCUCAUGGGUCCUCCUGGGCCUCCUGGUCCGCCUGCUAAAGCGCCACCGUUGGUGCCCCAGGCGUCGCGUCCACCGCAGAUCGCCUUCUACAUUGGCCUCUCCCAAAACAUUGAUCAAGUGCCUCCGGGCGAGAAUUGUCCCCUCAUCUUCGACACGGUCAUUCUGAACGUGGGCGGCUUCUACAAUGCCUCUAACGGCGUCUUCAUCACCAAAAUCAGCGGUGUUUAUAGCUUCCUACUGGUGGUGUCGGCUCGCAGCUAUGAGAAAGCGAGUGCGUGGCUCAUGUUGAAUGGUCAGAAGGUGUUGUCUGCUUGGUGUGAAAGCAAACCCUGGGCCAGCACCACAAAUCAGGCCAUCCUCCAACUAAAACGUGGCGACAAACUUUGGCUUCAAUGCAGCAAAGAGGCGUACCACCUUCAUGGCUACCUCUACAGCAGUCUCUCUGGUCACAUGCUCUUUCCCACCACUGAUGAGGUCGAGUGA